CGAAUAAUUAAGGCCCCUCACGGCUCAUCACCCCUUUGACAUAUCUUACCUCAAAACCAACAACAUAACAUUCUUUAGCCAAUAAUUUGGAAAGUCUUUGAAACUGACCAAACAUGUUUCCUUUACAACCAAGCAAUGAACUGUCGAUCCCGUUAUCUAAUACUAUCCACCACCAACAAAAUCACAAAAUCUCCCAAGAUCUCAUUCCUCAUGAUUAUGAUUCUCUUCUUCUUGAUUUUUCUCAUAAAAAGUUAUCUACUACAACCCUUCCACCAAGGAAAUUAUCUCAUACAAAUAAUCUCAUUAAUUCUAACAAAGAGAAGAUGGUUCAUAGACAAAUUGAGAAACAAAGGAGACAAGAAAUGGCCACUCUUCAUGCUUCUCUUAGAUCCCUUCUCCCUCUUCAAUUCAUCAAGGGAAAACGUUCUUUAUCUGAUCAAAUGAAUGAAGCUGUGAAUUACAUAAAUCACUUAAAGAAGAAUAUAAAAGAACUUGGUGAUAAAAGGGAUGAAAUGAAAAAGAUCUCUAAUAUUCCAAAUUUCAAAAGAAGCUAUGCAUCUUGUAAUUUCACUAUACACAAGAAUAAUGGAAGUGUUGGAAUUGAAAUUACUAGUAGUGGAUUUAGGGAAGAAGGGGUCCCACUUUAUAAAUUGAUGGAACAAUUUCUGAAAGAGGGAUUUGAAGUUGUUAGUUGUUUUUCAAUUCAAGUCAAUGGAAGAUUACUCCACAGUUUGCAGUGUGAGAUUAAUUGAUAUGAUUCACAGGCUAACAAUUCUGACAGUGUAGAUCUAUCUGAGCUAAGAAGGAAAUUUUCAAAUAUGAAUCCAUCAUUUAGUUGUUCUGAUUAAUUAAUGAUAUAUUUAUAUUUUCCAAUAUUAUGAGUUUGCUUGUAUUGUGUGAAAUGUAAAAAUAUUGAAUCCCUCUGAAGUCUGAUCUGUCUUUGGUUUAGAACCUUCUGCAUCUGUCUUUAGCUUUUGAAAUUUAUAGAUGAGCAUUUUUAUUUAUUUAUUUCUCAAAAUUGCGAAGUUUAGCAUGAGAAAUCUGUUAUUGGUUUUAUA
Messenger RNA from Cicer arietinum (chickpea), 1058 nucleotides. RefSeq names its product transcription factor bHLH118-like. NCBI's taxonomy places the organism in Eukaryota, Viridiplantae, Streptophyta, Magnoliopsida, Fabales, Fabaceae. Gene Ontology annotation, molecular function: RNA polymerase II transcription regulatory region sequence-specific DNA binding; DNA-binding transcription factor activity, RNA polymerase II-specific; protein dimerization activity. Gene Ontology annotation, cellular component: RNA polymerase II transcription regulator complex. The record is from RefSeq and is a predicted model, not a curated record. Gene Ontology annotation, biological process: regulation of transcription by RNA polymerase II.